AUGUGGCAUUCCAGUACACACUUGUGUUCCCCUGAAUGGCCCAGAGCCAGUCCCCUGGGUCCCAGUGAGAGGAGGCAAAGGAAAAACCACACCAGCAAACUGCAGGAGCUGGCAUUGCUGCUACCCAUGGCCCUGAAGAAGGGUACCAAGAAGCUCACCAAGAAGGAGAUUCUCCUGCACGUCCUGCACUACAUUCAGUACCUCCAGAAAAACAUCGAUGUGGCCAAGGCCUUGCUCAAAUUCCACACCGCCAAUGGGGAAGGCAGACUUGGGGGGCUGGCUCGGAACCCGGCCGUGGGCCCAGCAAAGCUGAGACGCUCCACCCCUUCGCGCUCCCCACACUGGAGGAAGUCCCGUCUUCAGGGAGGCUGCCGGAAACCUCGGAAGAAGAAACUGACCGGAUCGUCAGAAUGCCAGACCCGGGCCCAGAAGCCUCGCCGCUGCCUGGCCCUGGACAAGCCCAAGAAGUGGGUAACCCCAUCCCCAGACCAGCAAGGAGGAAAUGUGGGGAGGACCACCACUCCUUCAAGAUGCACCACCUCCAGCAGUCACCCCAAAGCUGCAUCAGCCCUGCCUCAAGAUGACAGAAAGGGAGGAAGGUCCCGGCUGACGUUGCUGGACAUGGCUGAGAACAGCACCCACUGUGACAUCUCAAGCUGCUGUUGCAGAGUCAGUGCCCAGGGUAAUGGGCCCUACCCUGCCUUCAAGGCCCAACAAGGGGCCGAGGGGAUCCAUUUUCUCAACAGGACACAGCCCUGUCCCAGACAGAAGAUGGUGUUCUACGAUUCCAGCGAGGAAGUGGACAAGGAGUCCCCAGAUGCUGACCCUUGGCUUCCUGCCUGGACCCCAGAGGGCAGCCCCCAUGGGAGCUCGCUGGCCUUGGGGCCUCCCCAGGUUAACAGCUGGGCUGUGACAGGCCACCCGAGUGAGAUCCUCGGGCUCAGCCCCUCCCUCUUCAGCUCCCCAGGAAACACGCUGCCAGAACAGAUCCUGGAGGACGGUACUGAGUACCUGGUGCAAGGUCUCUUUGAAGAAGUGUUCCUAGAUCCUGAGUCUCCACUCCCCGAUGACUUGCUUGAGGUGCCACAGAACAAGGAGACACCCUCUGAGGCUCCCAAGGACCCCCCCGACUCCCACAGCCUGUGCCAGUCCUCUGUCUCACUGGACCACUGCUACCUGUCGCUGAGCGAGAACAGCAAGGCGCCGUCCAGCUCCAGCUCUGAGAACACGGACGAAGAGCCAGUGUGGAGGCAGCCAGAGGACGAUGAGGCCGACCCCGAGCGCCUGCAGUCCUCCAGCGAUGAGGAUGGAGACUACACAUGGACCCCCACCAGAGCCUGCCCUGGGACCGCAUCCACGGCUGCCACCAAGGAGCUGGCCCAACUGUGGCGGGUGAUGACCCAGCAGGAGCGCAGACCAUACUGCGUCAAAGCGCGCAGGUUCAGCCUCCAGCACAACCGGAUCGUGAAGCAGGACAGCUCCAGCAGCGAGGACGAAGACUGGGGGACCCCCAAGCCCUUCUACCAGCUGCUGAGCAAGGAGAGGGCUGUAACAGAGGAGGCCUCCAAUCCAGAGGACGGUGUCCCUGGGCAGGAGCAGACAGUGGGGAGCCCCCUGGCACCUCCAGGGCUUGGAGAGUUUAAGGGGCCCAGGGAUACGUAG
Molecule: messenger RNA, 1662 nt
Organism: Puma concolor (puma)
Lineage: Eukaryota; Metazoa; Chordata; Mammalia; Carnivora; Felidae
Source: RefSeq, a predicted model, not a curated record